AAGAUCAUUGGCUCCACACAGGGGAAGAUGUCUGCAGCAGGAAAUAAUCCUUUUCAGCAUAUAGUGGAGCCUCUCAGCCCAGAGGCACCAAGCCAGAAGUUUUUCAACCUGCCGAAGCUCGGAGAUCCCAGAUACGAGAGUCUGCCGUUCUCCAUCCGGAUCCUGCUGGAAUCGGCCAUUCGAAACUGUGACGAGUUUCUAGUCAAGAGCUCGGAUGUGGAAAACAUCCUGAACUGGAAGGAAACCCAGAGCCGGAGUGUGGAGGUGCCGUUCAGGCCGGCUCGUGUCAUCCUGCAAGACUUCACCGGGGUUCCUGCUGUGGUGGACUUUGCGGCCAUGAGGGACGCUGUGAAGAAACUAGGUGGAGACGCAGAGAAGAUCAACCCCGUCUGUCCCGCUGACCUCGUCAUCGAUCAUUCCAUCCAGGUGGACUUCAACAGGAAGGCCGACAGCCUUCAGAAAAAUCAGGAUCUGGAGUUUGACCGGAACAGAGAGAGAUUCCAGUUUUUGAAGUGGGGCUCCAAGGCCUUCAAGAACAUGAGGAUCAUUCCUCCUGGCUCAGGAAUCGUUCACCAGGUCAACCUGGAGUAUUUGGCCCAGGUGGUGUUUAAUCACGACGGCUUCUGCUACCCAGACAGCGUGGUGGGCACAGACUCCCACACCACCAUGAUCGACGGUCUGGGUGUUCUGGGCUGGGGUGUGGGAGGCAUUGAGGCGGAGGCUGUGAUGCUGGGCCAGCCAAUAAGCAUGGUGCUGCCUGAGGUGGUGGGAUACAAACUGCACGGGACUCCAAACAAGUUCAUCACCUCCACUGACAUCGUCCUCACGGUGACAAAGCACCUCCGCCAGGUGGGCGUAGUGGGGAAGUUUGUGGAGUUCUUCGGCCCCGGAGUGGCCCAGCUGUCUAUCGCUGACAGAGCCACCAUCUCUAACAUGUGUCCCGAGUACGGUGCCACGGCGGCGUUCUUCCCAGUGGACAACGUCAGUUUGAAGUACCUGGAGCAGACCGGACGGGAACCCGACACGUUGGCCUACGUUGCCAAAUACCUGAAGGCAGCGGCCAUGUUCAGAGACUACAAUGACGUCGCUCAGGAUCCAGAUUUCACUCAGGUGGUGGAGUUGGACCUCGGCAGUGUGGUUCCUUGCUGCAGCGGCCCCAAAAGGCCGCAGGACAGGAUCCCUGUUUCUGAGAUGAAAACAGACUUUGACACCUGUCUGGGAGAAAAGCAAGGAUUCAAAGGUUUCCAGGUGGCCCCCGAACACCACGGCGCUGCCAUCCCCUUCCUAUUCAACGAGAAGGAGUAUAUGCUGAGUCACGGCUCGGUGGUCAUUGCUGCAAUCACCAGCUGCACCAACACCAGCAACCCGUCCGUCAUGCUCGGAGCAGGACUCCUAGCAAAGAAAGCAGUGAGCCGUGGUCUUAGUGUGAAGCCGUAUAUAAAGACCAGCCUGUCCCCCGGCAGCGGAGUAGUGACCUACUACCUGAAGGAGAGUGGCGUUAUGGACUACCUCUUUCAGCUGGGCUUUGAAGUCGUUGGCUACGGUUGCAUGACGUGUAUCGGAAACAGUGGUCCGCUCCCAGAUUCAGUGGUGGAGGCCAUAACCAAGGGGGAUCUGGUCGCUGCGGGGGUCCUGUCAGGGAACAGGAACUUCGAAGGCCGAGUCCAUCCCAACACAAGAGCCAACUACCUUGCUUCUCCGCCGCUGGUCAUUGCUUAUGCAAUAGCUGGAACGGUGAGGAUAGACUUCGAAAAGGAACCUAUUGGGACCGACCCCGAGGGCAGACCGGUCUUCCUGAGGGACAUCUGGCCCACUCGGGAUGAGAUCCAGGAAGUGGAGAGAAAAUUUGUCAUCCCGUCGAUGUUUAAAGAAGUCUAUGAAAAAAUUGAGAAAGUGAAUGAACGUUGGAACUCUCUGGUUGUUCCCUCAGACAGUCUGUACACCUGGGAUGAUAAAUCAACCUACAUCAAGUCGCCGCCGUUCUUUGAUGGAUUGACCAUGAAGCUGCCGCCUCCAGAGUCCAUUAAAGACGCCUAUGUGCUGCUGAACCUGGGUGAUUCUGUCACAACCGACCACAUCUCUCCUGCAGGCAACAUCGCCAGGAACAGCGCCGCCGCCCGCUACCUCUCCGACAGGGGCGUGACCCCGAGGGAAUACAACUCGUACGGCUCCCGCCGAGGAAACGACGCCGUCAUGGCCAGAGGGACGUUUGCUAACAUACGCCUCUUCAACAAAUUCCUGAAAAAGCAGGCGCCUCAAACCAUCCACUUUCCCACCGGAAAAACGCUUGAUGUGUUUGACGCUGCAGAGAUGUACAAGCAGUCUGGUGUCCCUCUGCUGGUUCUGGCUGGGAAGGAGUAUGGAUCUGGGAGCUCCAGAGACUGGGCAGCAAAGGGCCCCUUCCUGUUGGGGAUCAAAGCGGUUCUAGCAGAGAGCUAUGAAAGAAUCCACCGCAGUAACCUGGUUGGAAUGGGGGUGAUUCCUCUGGAGUAUCUCCCAGGAGACAAUGCUGAGAGCCUGGGGCUGACGGGCCAGGAGCGCUACACCAUCCUCUUCCCCGAGCUGCUCACGCCGCGCAUGAUGGUGGACGUGAAGCUCGACACGGGGAAGACCUUCAAGGUGCUCGUGAGGUUUGACACGGAUGUGGAGCUGACCUACUUCCACCACGGAGGGAUUCUCAACUACAUGAUCCGCAAGAUGUCACAGAACUGAUCCGUCGGGUUGUUCUGACUUGCUGGAGUUCCACUUACAGACGUACUAAUCAGUUCAGCAAAGUGGGAUGGCCAGUUUCCCUCCUGAUUAGUUCUGAAUGGCAAUCGGUUGAGCUAACACUGAAGAAAUCUGUACCAAUUUUAAUAUUUCAGAUUUGUAAUCAGAACUAUUUAGACUGGAUUAAACUGUUUAGGUUGGACCAAACUCUGAGCUGGGACCAGGGGUUGUUCAUGCUGAACAUGUCAUCUCUCGCUUAACCUCUGCUGUUUUGUCCGUUGAUUGUAUAGACUGGGAUGUUUCUAUGAUUCAUCAUAGAGCUUUAUGCUAAAGACGUAAAAAUAAAA
Molecule: messenger RNA, 3056 nt
Organism: Cyprinodon tularosa
Lineage: Eukaryota; Metazoa; Chordata; Actinopteri; Cyprinodontiformes; Cyprinodontidae
Gene: aco1
Product: aconitase 1, soluble
Exons: 20
Coding region: 28-2712 (894 amino acids)
Biological process (GO): tricarboxylic acid cycle; citrate metabolic process
Cellular component (GO): cytosol; mitochondrion
Molecular function (GO): 3 iron, 4 sulfur cluster binding; 4 iron, 4 sulfur cluster binding; aconitate hydratase activity
Source: RefSeq, a predicted model, not a curated record